GUAACGCCAUUGGAUCCUGGGCGGAACUAGAGUUCUGCGCUGUGAUCCUCAGCGGAGGUCCUGGGGUCUGCAGCUGGGACAGAUGUUUGCUGUGGUUUAAAAUGAAGACUGUAUUCUCUGUAGGUGAAUAUGGAAGGGUGGUUAGAGUUUCCCCCGGUCUCCAGUAAAGUGGAGCAGCAGAAGAUCCAGCUCUGAUCAGCAGCUCCACACCUCUGUACUCAGACUGCUCUGCUGGAGGAACACCAUCAGCUCACCUGCUGCAGAACUGAAUGCUGUGCUGUUCCAAGUUUUCUUCUGAUACCAGUGUACCAGUACCAGUGAUACCAGUGUAAACUUCACUGGAUGAAGUUUAACUUCACAAAUACAAGAUUUCCCAAAGAGGUUAAGCUGCUGAAUGAAGAGGAGAACAUGGCAUCCAAAGAAAUAUUUAAUGUUCAGCAAACCCCCUCUUCUACACCUCACACGCAAAUGCAGGAAAGUACAGACAAAAAGAAAACUCACCACUGUUCAGAAUGUGGAAAGAGCUUUACUAAAAGGAGUCAUCUCCAAGAUCAUUGGCGCAUUCACACUGGAGAAAAACCAUUUCACUGCUCAGACUGUGAGAAGAGUUUUAAUCAUCGGAGCCAUCUCAAAAAACAUCAGCGCAUUCACACUGGUGAGAAACCGUAUCACUGCUUAGAAUGUGGUAAGAAUUUUAGAAAUCCGAGUCAUCUCCAACAACACCGGCGCAUUCACACUGGAGAGAAACCGUAUCAGUGUUCAGAGUGUGGGAAGAGCUUUACUAAACAGAGUCAUCUCCAAGAACAUCUGCGCAUUCACACUGGAGAGAAACCAUAUCUCUGUCCUGACUGUGGUACGAGCUUUAGUAGUCAGAGUACUUUCCAACACCACCAACGCAUUCACACUGGAGAGAAACCGUAUCUCUGUUCAGAGUGUGGGACGUGUUUUAGUAGUCGAAGUACUCUCCAACACCACCAACUUAUUCACACUGGAGAGAAACCAUAUUACUGUUCAGACUGUGGAAAGAGUUUUAAUAAUCGGAGUAAUUUCAAAACACACCAGCUCAUUCACACUGGAGAGAAACCAUAUCACUGUUCAGAUUGUGGGACGAGUUUUAGCAGACCUAGUAGUCUCCAGCGACACCAGUGCAUUCACACUGGAAAUAAACCGUAUUAUUGUUCCGUCUGUGGGAAGAGUUUUACUAGACAUAAUAAUCUCCAGCGACACCAGCUCAUUCACACUGGAGAUAAACCGUUUCACUGCUUACAGUGUGAGAAAAGUUUUACUCAGCAGGGUGAUCUCAAAUCACACCAGCGCAUUCACACUGGAGAGAAGCCAUAUCACUGCUCCGAGUGUGCUGGGAGCUUCAGAUAUUUACGAUCAUUCAAUAAACACAAGUGCAUUAUGAGCAGUCUUGGAAAUCACAAUGAAAUGCAGUUAGAUAGUAGCACAGUGCAAUAACUGUGAUAAUCUGAGUACUUGUCUAUGAUAAAUGCAAUAUACAUAUAUAUUUAUAUAUACACACACACACACAUAUGUAAUAUAUAUAUAUAUAUAUAUAUAUAUAUACCAACAUACCAAAUAUCACUGUUAUGCCUAUAAGACAAAGUUCACGUGUAUAGUAAGUGGAAUAUUAAUUAUGAGUGAGAGACAGAACGAGAGCUCUGCAGGGUAGGAAAGUGAACUGCUGUGGUAAACAACCCCCUUUUUGUUUCAGUAACACUACAGUACUUUCUGUAUUUUCUUUUUAUCUGUGACUGUAAAGUUGGUAGCAGUAAGACCUGGCUAAAUAUGGUCUGUAGGCUAAUGACUCUCUCUGCAUGGGAUUUACACCCAUCUGAACUGAACAUAUAAAAAAUAUCUGAAUCUCAUCAGCUGAAGAGUGACUCAUGACACUUAUGUUUCAUUCAGUUGCAUGAAGAAACUGUGGAGAUUUUUCCUCUCCCUUUCUCUUGCUGCAUUGAGAUCUGAACAGUUUUUCCCCCUCUGUGUGUUGGAGGACCACCAGUACUAAACCUUGUAUAACAGUUUUGUUACAUUAAUACAUUGCUUUAUUUUGUUGUCAAUCAUUUUUCUGUAUAACCAUUAGGGGUGGACGAUAUGGCCCUAAAAUAAUAUCACGAUAUUCUGUGCUAUUUUUGCGAUAACGAUACUUUUGGCGAUAUAACAAAACACUGAAUUAAAAAAUGAUUUCAAAAAUACACUACUGCAACAAAAUAAAAAUGUCAUUUUAUUAUUACAUACAAUAUAAUAUUUUACACCCCUAAGUGAGAUAUAUUUAAAAAUACAAGAAUUUUAUCAGAUUUGUAACAUAUGUCAAUGAUCCAGAAUGUCAUGAUACUAAUAAUGCACUUCAUAUAUCCAGGAUUAAAGUAAAAUAAAUGAUGCUGGACAGAUAUAAUCUGUCUGUAGUAGAUAUAUAAAGGGGAAAUGGGGUGGGUGAAAUGGCACAAUAUUUUAGGGGUAUAAUAUCGUUCACGAUAUUUAAAAAUAUUGAUAUUAUCGUGUACGAUAUGAUAUGGCACACCCCUAAUAACCAUAUCAUAUUAUACAACACUUCUUACAAAACACACCUUAGGACAAGGACCCAUUGAUUGACGCUAAGGCAACGUUAAUUACAAGCCAAAUUGCUCAAAUCCGAUUCGCCGGUUCACAUUCACAAAUGUAAGUGACCUGUAUCUGUGUGUAAUCUGAAAGAAUCUGUCCCUGAAAUGCCUCACAAUGAUACCUGUAUAAACGUCGCCUUCUACACCAACAACAAAAAACAUCAUAUUUGAGAGACGACUCGUAGCUUUACAAAGGCAAAUGAAUGCAUUAGCAGCUCAUAUGUGGAGAAGCUUUUGCUGGAGUGGAGAGUAAACAGCUGGUCUGAAGUACACGCUCAGGUCGAGGAGGAAAAAAAGUCUUGUGGUGGUUUGCUUUUGCUGUUUUUUCAACUAUAGCUCGCACUAAGAUGUGUGGGCAUGAGAGAGCAAAAAAAGACGCAUGAAUUCUGAUUUGACAGUUCACAUUCAUGUCGCGUGUCCAUGGUUGGAAUCCAUAUCCGAUUUAGUACCACAUAUAAAAGUGAUCUUUUUUUUAAAAAUCGGGUUUGGCAAGUUCACACAGCCAUGAAAAAAUCAGAUCUGAUUUCAGAUUUGAGUCACUUCAGCCUGGUAAUGUAAACGUAGCCUAAUGCUGCCCGACACUUUUAGUCUAUAUAACUUUUGGCACAGGCAGGUUUCCAGAGUCCCAGACCACAUCAGGAUGGUCAUUAAAUUGGUAGACCAGCCCUUAAUCUUCAGUGAGUGCUAUACUAAUUUCUUGCUGUUGAAAAGUCAAAGAGAUCAAUUAAGAACGUAUUCAUUUGAUAUUGUUAAUGUAUUCGAAAUGUAAAUCUGUCACUGCUUCCUUUUUACAAAAAACAAAUUGGCUGUUCAAAAUAAUCUUAGCCAAAAAUUUGUGUGUGGUUUGGCUCAUUAACUAUACUAUCUGCGUAGUUUUUUUGUACUGAACAUUUUUUUAAUGGAUUCUGAACUGUUCUGUACGGCUAUUUGUCUUAGCGUUAAUGGCAUGUUUUAUAAUAGUUUGUAUUAAUGUGUUGAAGUUCAUAUGCUUGUUGUAUUUCUUGUAGUCUUAUCAGACCUAAAAUCAAAUAUUAAAAGAGAUGAACUGAGCACCUUC
This is a messenger RNA of Astyanax mexicanus (Mexican tetra), 3663 nucleotides long. Its product is annotated as zinc finger protein 239. Gene Ontology annotation, cellular component: nucleus. Lineage: Eukaryota; Metazoa; Chordata; Actinopteri; Characiformes; Acestrorhamphidae. Bases 343 to 1461 code for a protein of 372 amino acids. The record is from RefSeq and is a predicted model, not a curated record. The transcript is spliced from 2 exons. Gene Ontology annotation, biological process: regulation of transcription by RNA polymerase II; central nervous system development. Gene Ontology annotation, molecular function: RNA polymerase II cis-regulatory region sequence-specific DNA binding; DNA-binding transcription factor activity, RNA polymerase II-specific.